This is a messenger RNA of Acaulospora colombiana, 164 nucleotides long. The record is from the annotation of a GenBank genome assembly. Lineage: Eukaryota; Fungi; Glomeromycota; Glomeromycetes; Diversisporales; Acaulosporaceae.
UCCGGUUGGCAUCCCGUUGCGCUCACAUGCUGCAGUUUGAGGCCCCUCAAGACUUAUCGAUGAAGCUAUUCCUUGAUACAUCAUCAAUGCAGAUCUUGUUCUCCGAGAUGGUUGAAAAUUCUGGCUGGCAUUUCAUGGAUACAGGAUAUUACCGAGGAGAUUAA